CGGGCUUGUGAGCAAUCUUGUGCAGCAACACCUCCUCUAGAUAUACGGAGUAACUGCUCCCAUACCAUGCCAAAUCAAUCUUCGCCAGAGCAAACCAGAAGAGCAAAUCGUAGACAGGAGUGCAGACCAAAGGUAUUGCGCUUAUCGAUGGUAGGAAAGACGUGGAGCUUCACGUACUUCCACUGUCGACAUACGGCGCUUCACCAGCACAUGGGUUGGAAGGACUGGCAAACAUAAAUCGUGAAGUACUGCUUGUCGGCAAUCGUACAGUGCUGCAGAACGCUGAGUCAUAGCAGGGCCAGCAACGAUCUAGUGUAGUCGCUCAAGCACGGAAAUUGAAUCUGCUUGAUUUUGUACCGGUGACAAACGCGACAUGGACUGGGUACUGCGAAGUCCUUCCUACUAUCAAUUCAUUUUGUUCCAAUAGAGUUCGUGUCAUCAUCAAUCAUUACUUUCACUCAUCGUCUCUGCUGGGCAUGCUGCUGAUUAUGCUGCUGAGUAUGCUGCUGCUGCUGUUCUUGCUCGCUCGGCAUCGCAUAUGCUGUGGCCGCACCCGGUCCAGAGGGAUACUGCGGAAUUCCGCCUUGCUGUCUCAUAGUGCAGCCAAGAUCGCCAUGUAUCUGCGUGCCAUGAUAGACGCAUUGAAACACGCAAGGUCUACUGCAGUCAUAAUACUGUCUUCCACCAAAUUGUGUGGCUUGUCGUUCUCGUUGCUGGGCUUGAUCCAAGUGAUGUCUCAAAUAGUUGACCUCAUCACGCAAUUUCUGAACUUCUGUCAAAAAGGGGUGGUCGAAUUGGAUGAAUCGUGGCUGGACAUCGACCUGGAUAGCGUGCUGGACCGGCGGAGCUUGAUGCUGUUGGGUACGAGGAGCCUCUUGUCCGGGUGAUGGUAGCGGCAGGAUGGGUCUGCCAAUGGAUCCUGGGUGGUGCUGCUGCUCCGUACUAGAAGGCCCGUGAUGAUAUCCGUUAGGCGCUGGAACACGCGCGACCGAUUCUGUCAGAUG
Messenger RNA from Pseudocercospora fijiensis CIRAD86, 1004 nucleotides. RefSeq lists its product as uncharacterized. The record is from RefSeq and is a predicted model, not a curated record. Bases 477 to 887 code for a protein of 136 amino acids. NCBI's taxonomy places the organism in Eukaryota, Fungi, Ascomycota, Dothideomycetes, Mycosphaerellales, Mycosphaerellaceae. The transcript has a single exon.